GUCCUGUGUAGAUGCUACGCCCAAAAGUCUCUCCGAUCGUAAUCGGGAUUUGGCGAAGACGGGUCUGAUAGGAAACUGGGCUUGCAAUCGCGGCGACGAGUGGAGCGUCGACAUGUUCGUCCGGCGGAGCCAUGCAGACUUACGGGAAGGAUGCUCUUUUGGCCGUGCUUCGAUUACGCUCUGACAGUGACUGUCGAGCUCGUAAUUAUGGUUCAUUGGACUGUGGUAUAUAGAGGGUGCGGAGGUACCGUGCCAUGUCUAUUCCUCAUUCAAACUCAAGUCCUAAGGAGCCAGUCAUCCGAAUUGCAGCUUCUUUUUCAAGUCUCAUCAUUCAUCAUAACUGUAUUCCUUGACCUGGACCAUCUUGAACAUACCUCUUGACGGACACAUUCACCAUGUCAGCUGUUCCUCAAGACUCCUCGGCAGGAGGAUCUGUCCUCGAUGCCACUUCCCAAGAAAACAACAAAGAAACUCUGAACAGCUCUUCGUCAUCAGCAAAAUCCUCUGAAGCUCUCGAAGCCUUCAACCCGGGAUGGCGGUUCUACGCCGCAUUUGCGUCCCUCUGCGUCAUCACCCUCAUGGCCGCCCUGGACGCUACCUCGCUAUCAGUAGCCCUUCCGAUCAUGGCGAAAGCACUUGGCGGCUCAGCACUCGAAGCCUUCUGGUCGGGUACCUCCUUUCUCCUUACCUCCACCGUCUUCCAGCCCAUCAUUGGAUCCUUUUCGCACAUCUUCGGCCGCAAGCCCUUGAUCUACGUUAGUCUUGCCUUCUUCCUCGCUGGGUCCAUCGUUGCUGCUGUAGCCGAUAACUUCACCGUUAUUCUCGUCGGGCGCAGUCUUCAAGGAGUGGGUGGCGGGGGGAUCAUUGUCAUGACCGAAGUGGUUGUGACGGACUUGGUGCCCCUUCGUCAGCGAGGGAAAUGGAUGGCGAUGAUUGGCUCUAUGUGGUCUAUUGGUACUGUUGCUGGACCACUCCUUGGCGGCGGCUUUUCACAGAAUGUCUCAUGGCGAUGGAUCUUCUGGAUCAACCUUCCCUUCCUUGGCAUCGGUUCGAUUAUGAUCACGGCUUUCUUGAAGCUUAAUUAUAACGCUACCUCGCUUCUCCUGAAGCUUCGCCGCGUAGACUGGUUCGGCACUGUCCUGUUCCUUGGCUCAAUAACCGCCUUCCUCAUCCCCAUUACCUGGGGCGGUGUGCAAUACGCCUGGGACAGCUGGCGGACUCUGGUACCGCUACUGGUGGGCGCGGCAGGACUCGUUCUGUUUGUUGUUCAUCAGGAACUUUGGGCCCCCGAACCUCUGAUCCGGACAGCCGUCUUCAAGGAUGCUACAGCAGCAGUGACGUAUCUCGAGUCCGUCAUCCACGGCAUCAUUCUCUGGGGUAUUCUCUACUACCUGCCGCUCUACUACCAAGCGGUCAAAGGCAUGACGCCCAUCAUGGCAGGCAUAGCUCUCUUCCCCCAGACCUUCACUGUGGCGCCAGCAUCUGUGGUCGCCGGCACGAUAAUCGCCAUAACAGGCCGCUACCGCUGGGCCAUCUGGACUGGCUGGGUCCUCGGCACGUUCGGUAUGGGCCUCAUGAUCCUCCUCGACGAACACACCACGACGGUCGAAUGGGUCUUCCUCAACCUCGUCGGCGGCAUCGGCACCGGCAUUCUCUUCCCCGCCAUGGGGCUCGCCAUCCAAGCAUCCACGAACAGCGCGGACCAGGCGUAUGCGGCGACCAUGUUCAGCUUCAUGCGCGCGUUCGGGCAGACGCUGGGCGUCGCCAUUGGAGGCGUGAUUUUCCAGAACCAGAUGAAGAAGAAGUUGCUUACUCUCCCGCUGCUGGCGGGCCAUGCGGACGAGUACUCCAAGGAUGCGGCAGGGUUGGUGGAGAUCAUUAAGGCGUUGCCUGAGGGGGUGAUGAAGGCGCAGUUGAAGGAGAGUUAUGUGUAUGCGUUGAAGUAUAUCUGGAUUGUUAUGACGGUGUUGGCGGCCGUGGCCAUGGUGGCGAGUGCGGUCACCAAGGCUUAUCCUCUCGAUAGGGCGAACGAGACGGAGCAGGGUUUCGUGGAGAAGAAGAAGGUUCGGGAUUCGGAGGGGGGUGUUGUGGAGGGCUGAAGAGUCAGAAGGGAAGGGAGAACGAAGAUACGGGAGGUACAUUUGCUUGCGCAGGCGUUUAUUGUAGAGGGAUUGGAAGAGGGGUUUCGGCGCGGUAUGCAUAUGUUCUCAAUACUGACGAUAGACUCGACUCUAGAUAAUGGCAUAAUGACUCC
This is a messenger RNA of Westerdykella ornata, 2254 nucleotides long. Its product is annotated as MFS general substrate transporter. NCBI's taxonomy places the organism in Eukaryota, Fungi, Ascomycota, Dothideomycetes, Pleosporales, Sporormiaceae. Gene Ontology annotation, molecular function: transmembrane transporter activity. The coding region runs from base 396 to 2099 and encodes 567 amino acids. The record is from RefSeq and is a predicted model, not a curated record. Gene Ontology annotation, biological process: transmembrane transport. The transcript is spliced from 4 exons.